Molecule: messenger RNA, 1186 nt
Organism: Leguminivora glycinivorella
Lineage: Eukaryota; Metazoa; Arthropoda; Insecta; Lepidoptera; Tortricidae
Exons: 4
Coding region: 161-823 (220 amino acids)
Source: RefSeq, a predicted model, not a curated record
CAACAUUCAAACGCGAACCGACGCUACGCCACGCCACCGAACGACUUCUCGUCGCAACUUAGCUUUGUGUUAAAAUAAUCUAUUACGCUGGUAUUAAACGUGUUUUGUGCGAAUUCCAAGAAUCCUAUAUUACUCAGUUUGAAUUGGUUACAUUACAAAAAUGUCUAACGAGACCAACGAACAGACGUGUCAACUAUUGAACAAUGAAAUAAAAGCGUUACAAUCACAAUGCAAAGAGUUAUGUUACAUUAUAGACAACAUCGAACCUCUGGACAUAAGGACAAUCAAUUCCCACAAUGUUAACGAAAAGAUGUUGUGUAGCAUUGAAAGUCUGGCUAAGCACAUCCAGAACGAAGAAACGCCAAUUAUUACUGAUAGUAAUGUGAACACUAGCACAUUUUUGACUGAACUUAAAGACAAAAUAGUACAAGUGGAAGAGCUUACAGCAUUUACUGCUGGCGCAGUCCAAGACGUUUACAAUGAAAAUAACAGAUUGAAAGCAAGUAUCAAGAUAGUCCAAGAAGCCAAGUCGCGGCCAUGGGCAGGAAGGCGCGCUGUGCAGCCCGACCAUCUGCAGCACGCCAAGCAACGCUUCCGCACCAUGAAGACAGAGCUGCUUGGUCUCAUACAUUCACUCUUCCCUGGGGCUUCUGAUGCCAUUAUGGGAGUUUUAGCAGAACUGAUGAAAGAAAAAAUGGAUCAGACUUCCAGUGGCUACAUCCAGGUGACUCCAGAGAACUAUCAUCUGAUGGAAUUGCUUAAAGACAAGAACAUUACAUCUGCCAACCCAUACAACAAAAUGGAGGUCAAAUUAGCUUUUUAGACUUUUGAGUAUAGGUAGAUUAUAUUCUUGAUUUCAUGAUUAUGACAAGGGUUCCCAAACAUAUUUAGUCUGCUGUAAACAAUAAAAAAAUAGCAUGCUAACCAUGUCUGGGUUAGCUUGCUAUAUGUUUUUUAUUGUUUACAGCUCCAGCUGGGUUAUUUCACCCUUUUGCUGACAAUAUGUCGGCAGGCAUAGGACUGUCAGUGAUUAUAUGAAGGCACUUGCCCUAUGUGUAGGGUAGGGACUAAUUGACUGACUUAUAUAAUAUUGUGUUACUUAGUUAUUAAAUAAACUACAAUUGUCUCAUAGUUAUAUACUCUGAAUAAUGUUUUAUUAUAACAGUAAUAAAAGGCCUCGAAAGCA